AUGGAAAACUUGUUACGCCUAGUGGACCACGAAGACUUCUUCUCUCGUCGUUGCAUUUGGGUGAACGGCCCUAUAAUUGUAGGGGCAGGUCCCUCAGGGCUUGCCACAGCAGCAUGCCUUAGAGAACAAGGGGUGCCCUUCAUGGUUCUGGAACGUGCAGAUUGCAUAGCCUCACUGUGGCAGAAACGGACCUAUGACAGACUCAAACUUCACCUCCCUAAGCAAUUCUGCCAGCUCCCGAAACGCCCUUUCCCUGAAGAUUUCCCCGAAUACCCCACAAAGAAACAGUUCAUAGAGUACCUAGAGUCUUACGCCAGGCACUUCGAGAUCAACCCUCAGUUCAACCAGUGUGUUCAGUCCGCAAGGUACGAUGAGACUAGCGGGUUGUGGCGGGUGAAGACCGUUUCCUCGAGUGGCGCCACACGCAACGAGGUGGAGUACAUUUGCAGGUGGCUCGUGGUGGCCACUGGGGAGAAUGCUGAGUGUGUGAUGCCUGAGAUUGAAGGCUUGAGUGAGUUCAAGGGUGAGGUCAUCCAUGCUUGUCAUUACAAGUCAGGGGAAAGCUUCAGGGGAAGGAAGGUCCUUGUUGUUGGCUGUGGCAAUUCCGGCAUGGAGCUCUCUCUUGAUCUUUGCAACCACCAUGCUUCUCCUUCCAUGGUUGUUCGCAGCUCGGUUCACGUGUUGCCUAGAGAAGUAUUUGGGAAAUCAACGUUUGAAUUCGCGGUUAUGAUGCUGCAAUGGCUUCCCCUUUGGCUUGUUGACAAGAUUCUCCUGAUCUUGGCAUGGUUUCUUCUGGGGAACAUAGAGAACUUGGGGCUCAAAAGGCCUUCAACUGGUCCAUUGGAGCUGAAGAACACAAAGGGGAAGACCCCGGUUCUGGAUAUUGGUGCCUUGGCGAAGAUUAGAUCCGGUGAAAUAAAAGUGGUGCCAGGAGUCAAGAGAUUCAAUAAUGGAGAAGUUGAGCUUGUCAAUGGUGAAAAGCUUGAUGUUGAUGCAGUGGUGCUUGCAACCGGUUACCGCAGUAACGUUCCUUCUUGGCUUCAGGAAGGUGAAUUUUUCUCAAAGAAUGGAUUCCCCAAAAUGCCAUUCCCUCAUGGUUGGAAGGGAAAUGCUGGACUUUAUGCUGUGGGGUUCACAAAGAGAGGGCUCUCUGGUGCUUCUUCUGAUGCUGUGAAAAUUGCUCAAGAUAUUGGCAAAGUUUGGAAAAAUGAGACUAAGCAAAAGAAACAGCGCACUACUGCUUGUCACAGAAGAUGCAUUUCUCAGUUCUAA
Molecule: messenger RNA, 1272 nt
Organism: Sphenostylis stenocarpa
Lineage: Eukaryota; Viridiplantae; Streptophyta; Magnoliopsida; Fabales; Fabaceae
Source: the annotation of a GenBank genome assembly